Molecule: messenger RNA, 1614 nt
Organism: Geosmithia morbida
Lineage: Eukaryota; Fungi; Ascomycota; Sordariomycetes; Hypocreales; Bionectriaceae
Product: histidyl-tRNA synthetase
Exons: 3
Coding region: 1-1614 (537 amino acids)
Biological process (GO): mitochondrial translation; histidyl-tRNA aminoacylation
Cellular component (GO): cytoplasm; mitochondrion
Molecular function (GO): ATP binding; histidine-tRNA ligase activity
Source: RefSeq, a predicted model, not a curated record
AUGGCGCCCAAGUCCAAAUUUGAGCUCAAGACCCCCAAGGGUACCAAGGACUGGGAGGGAAAGGACAUGGUCGUCCGCGACAAGAUCUUUAGCACAAUCACCGACGUCUUCAAGCGCCACGGCGGCGUCACCAUCGAUACCCCCGUCUUCGAGCUCAAGGAGAUCCUUUCGGGCAAAUAUGGCGAGGACAGCAAGCUCAUCUACGACCUGGCCGACCAGGGAGGAGAGUUAACCUCGCUGCGAUACGACCUGACGGUUCCCUUCGCCCGCUUUCUCGCUAUGAACAAGGACAUCCAGAACAUCAAGCGCUACCACAUUGCCAAGGUCUACCGCCGUGACCAGCCGGCCAUGACCAAGGGCCGCAUGCGCGAGUUCUACCAGUGCGACUUCGAUGUCGCCGGUGUGUACGACCCCAUGCUUCCCGACGCCGAGGUCAUCCGUAUCAUCUGCGAGGUGUUUGAGGGGCUCGGCUGGAACGGGUCCUACACCAUCAAGCUCAACCACCGCAAGAUCCUCGACGGCAUCUUCCAAGUGUGCGGCGUCCCCGAGGACAAGAUUCGCACCAUCUCGUCGGCCGUCGACAAGCUUGACAAGCUGCCCUGGGCCGAGGUCCGCAAAGAGAUGACGGAGGAGAAGGGCCUGGCCGGCGAGAUUGCCGACCGCAUAGGCGAGUGGGUCGUCCUCAAGGGCAAGCACGAGCUCCUGCAGAAGUUGCGCGCCGACGAGAAGCUCACGGCCAACGAGAAGAUGAAGCAGGGCAUCUCGGACCUGGAGCUGCUGUUUGAAUAUCUCGAAGCCUUCGGUGCCCUGGAGAGAGUCUCGUUCGACCUCAGCUUGGCCCGCGGCCUGGACUACUACACGGGUAUCAUCUACGAGGUCGUGACAGAGGGCUCCGCCGGACAGGUCGUGGCCGCUGAGGGCGAUGCGCCGGCGGCCAAGGCUUCUAAGAAGAAGGCCAAGAGCGAGGACGACGACCGCUCCAACGACCCCUCGGUGGGUGUUGGCAGUGUUGCCGCCGGCGGUCGCUACGACAACCUGGUAGGCAUGUUCUCGGGCAAGACGCAGAUACCCUGUGUGGGCAUCUCGUUUGGAGUGGAUCGCAUCUUCUCCAUCACCAAGGCCAGGAUGGCAGCGGACAAGAGCGUGGCCAAGGUCCGCAACAACGAAGUGGACGUUUACGUCAUGGCGUUUGGAGGCAAUGGCUUCCUGAAGGAGCGCAUGUCCGUGUGCUCUCAGCUCUGGGAGGCCGGCAUCAAGGCCGAGUUCCUAUACAAGGUCAAGCCGAGGGUGCCGGCGCAGUUCAAGGCAGCCGACACCAACGGCGUCCCAUUCGCCAUCUUCCUAGGCGAGGACGAGGUGGCGCAGGGCAAGGUCAAGAUCAAGGAGAUGGGUCUGAGCGACGGACACCCGGAGAAGGAGGGCAUCCUGGUGGACCAGAAGGACAUGGUGGCCGAGGUCAAGGUGCGGCUGCAACGCAAAAAGGAGUUGGACGAGGUGGCACAGCAGGCCGAGAGUCUGAGGGUGGUGGAUGGCACCAGGAGCGCGGACGAGAAGGAGGAGGCCGCGGCCGCCCCAGCAGAGGGGCAGGCAGAGGUAGGAAAGCAAGAGUCAUAG